This is a messenger RNA of Neltuma alba, 907 nucleotides long. RefSeq lists its product as uncharacterized. NCBI's taxonomy places the organism in Eukaryota, Viridiplantae, Streptophyta, Magnoliopsida, Fabales, Fabaceae. The record is from RefSeq and is a predicted model, not a curated record. The coding region runs from base 22 to 381 and encodes 119 amino acids. The transcript has 3 exons.
AACAAAGAAGGAGCCACACACAUGGAGGUAGAGGACACGGCUAGUCGAGUGUCUGUUGGGUUCCCUCUGAGCUUGGGCCUUCUCUUCGCCUUGUUGCUGUUGCUGUGUGGACUUCUUUGUUGUUGUUUACAGUGGGACAAGUUUCGAGCUUUGCUUCCAUGUUCUGGGUUUCUCAACGCUGUGCUCGGAUCAGAUUCAGCUUAUUAUUAUCAUCCUCCCCACAAGCCGGAGCUUCCCUAUGUGGUGACGAAACAAGAGGUGGUCCAGAGCUUGCCGGUGUUGAUGCCAGGAGAUGAGGUCCCAAAAUUCAUAGCCUUGGCCUGUCCAUGUCAACCUCCUAAGGAAGAAAAGAUCACAAUUCAAGUGCAAAAGGGCGCCUGAAUGCUUGAGAUUUUUCCAUUAUUCUUCGAGUUUGAGGAUUAUGCUUCUGGGUUUCAUUAGUUGUCACGACGUAGGCUUGCUCAAAACAAAUGAAGGUAGCUAUAUUAGGAUCUCACCAGAAAGCUCAGAACCAUAAUCUGGCCAAACAAACGCAAACAGCUCUUCCAGACUCUAAUAGUUGUGUACGGAGCUGAGCAAAAUCUACGGGAUCGCAGCAAUGAAGCACGAGAAUUGAAGAUCAGGAGUCGAAAUUUUUUGUUUUUCUUUAAUUUAUGUCCAAUUUGUUAUUUUAAUCUAAAUUAUUGUGAUAUCAUCUAGUGCUUUGCAUAUGAUGGUGCCCCAGUGUAACUUUUGGCAUCUGCUUUUCUUUUGCUUUAUAUCAUCGGUUCUAGGAUUGCACAGCACACUUUUAGUUCUUCGUAUUCGACAUUUUGGCCCUGUGAACUCCAAGUCACUAUUGAUCGAGGCCAGUCUAACUGUUGUUAUAUUCCAGAUUUCAAACAUCAGUAAGAACCAAAUUAUAAUC